AUGCACAGUCUGGUCACAAUUUCUGGUACUUUGCUCUCUACCAGGCCGGAUACAGUUCCAUCUCAUAGAGCUGUAUCUUCACCCCUUAAUCCACUCCCUCCUGCCAAGUAUGAUCCACCCCUUAGCAAACUGGUCAACUGUGUCCCUGAGAUUUCAGUCGCCAUGUCUGGUGGGCCAGUGAAGAGGUAG
Molecule: messenger RNA, 189 nt
Organism: Protopolystoma xenopodis
Lineage: Eukaryota; Metazoa; Platyhelminthes; Monogenea; Polystomatidea; Polystomatidae
Source: the annotation of a GenBank genome assembly